AUGGUUAGAACUCGACGAACUGUAGUUAAAAAGAAGACAGAAACUUUUGAUCUUUGGGAUAAAGGUAGGUUUUAUAUUAUACUAAGUUAUUUUUGGAAUUUUAGGUCAAUAUUUGAGGUUUUCUGAAAGGCUUUGGGCCCUUUUUCUUGUAAAAAUGUGGUUUAAGUUUUUACUAAUAAGUUCUGGACUAAUAUGAUUGUUUUAACUUCAAAUUUUAUAGACUUCACACCCAAAGAAGCCAAGAAACAUACAGAUGGAGUGAACCAUUACCUAAAAGAGACGAGAAAGGUUAAUUCUUCGAGGAACAGCAAAUAUGUGCCCAGUCUAUUGCCAGCGAUCACUGCGCCUUAUGCUGGAGCUUCAUACAAUCCAGAAGCAGAACAAUACAUGGUAAUUGAUCUGAUUCUGUAUUUUUAGUUUCAAUUUUUAGGAUUAUGCUCAAAUGAUAGCAAAAGAAGAGAAUGCAGAGAUAAGAAGCGAAAACUGGGUAAAGAACAAGAUGAAACUCAGAGAUGGAGACACAAUGGCCACAGUGGUAUGUUUGUCAUGGUUUUAUAUUGAUUUUUGAGUUUAGAAAGAGGUAAUCAAAGAAGAAGAACAAGGAUUCUUGAGUGACGACGAUGGUUUGACGGAUAUUGAGAUAAAAGAAGAAAUUGACGAUGAUGAAAAGCCAGUGAUUAGAAAGCUAAAGAACAAACCAAAGAACAUGAAACAAAGAAGGAAAGCGUUGGAGCGACGUCAAGAAGAGCUGGAAAGGUUGGCUAACAAGAAAACCAAGCAAAAUGAGGCGGAAUUGUUGAGGUAUGUUAAUAUUUUUGGUUUUUUAGGUGUUUAGGUGUAUUGAAUGUGUAAAGUUGACUUGAAUAGGUGCAGUAGGGUCUGAUUGAUGUAUUUAAAGGUAAAAAAUAAGAAUUGUAAACACAUUUGCGAGUUUACGACAAGUCAUGUUGCAGUAGGUAUUAACUGCCGUCUCAGCGUUAUUCUCAAUAAUUUAGCUUGCAAAGUCGUUUUAUAAAGAAGCUUGAUGAUUAUUUAAGUUUAUUUUUAAAAUGAAAUUACAGGAUUUUCAUAAAUUUUGAGUUUUACGAUCAAAAAAUGUUAUAGUAGGUAUCACAAAUACUUUUUUUCAAAAUAAACUUUUUUAGAAUAAAGUCGCAUAUUAAGAAGAUCAAUGAACAAUUGGAAGAGCAUAAGAAGAACGUUGUUGAUCGUCGAAGAAAGCGAGUUUUGGCCAGAUUAACGGGUAAAAAAACGCUUGGCCACGGAAAGUUCCAAGAUUUCAAAGAGCCGGUUUUGUUGCCUGAAGAGAUUACAGGAUCAUUGAGAGGAUUGAAGUCGACUGGGACCAGCAUUUUAGCAGGUAUGUAGUUUUUUUAACAUUUUUUUUAUUUACUGCACGGCGAGGUGUUUUUUAUAUGAUAUAAGUUCUAUAUAGUUAAGUUUACUGAUUUUUUUUGAUAUUGUAGUAUUUGCAAACAUUUUUUAAUAUAUUCACUUUUUUAGAAAGACUCCGCUCAAUGGAGAAGCGCAACAUUGUGGCAUGUAAAUCAGACAAGAAGAAUAAGGAGCUCAAGACCACAUUGAAGUACAAGGUCACAGACAAACGUGAGAUCAAGGAGUUUUUGGAAGCGGAAAUGGCCAAGUUACCUAAAGUUAUACAGCCAAAGAAACGGAAAUUCAACAAAAAGAAGAAGAAUCAGGUAAAAAAGGAUGAAUAA
This is a messenger RNA of Bursaphelenchus okinawaensis, 1718 nucleotides long. The record is from the annotation of a GenBank genome assembly. Lineage: Eukaryota; Metazoa; Nematoda; Chromadorea; Rhabditida; Aphelenchoididae.